AGAGAAGGUAGAGGGGGGAAAAGAGCCAAGAAGCAAAAGUCGGUGUUUGAACCGGGGGACGAGAAAAUAAAUCAUGCCGAAUCCCUGAAAUCUGCGUAUUUUUGCAUCUCCACGUCGUGCAUCGUCCACCCGUGCGGGCGCAGAGGCCGAUUGAGGGUGAAACCUCAUUGGCUGGUGUGACCCCCCCCGCCGGCCCGCCACCUCCCAAGGUGGGCCCUGAUUGGUCGGACAUGCCCUAGGGAAGCAAUCGGCACCCUCAGCUGAAGAGCUAAGCCCAGCAGUUUCCUCCCCCAUCCCCUACGUCACUGUUCAUUUCUUUGAUGUGAACUGUGAUUCCCUCCGUCCUAUUUGCUUUAGAGUACUAUGGCAAUGCAUGAUAUGAGUCGUGCCAAGGGUUUCCCCUGUAAAGAGUGUGAUAUGGUUUGUCCGAGUACUCCAAGUCUUCUAGAACAUAUGAAAGCACAUUAUCAGCAAGAAGAAAACGGACGUUUUGAGUGUGAACAGUGUGGCCGAGUUUACAAGCACGCAGCUAGCCUAGCCAAUCAUAAAAAGUCUCACGAAGUAGGUUCAUUCCAGUGUCCAGUUUGUACGCGUACGCUGCCAAACGCGGUAGCUUUAAAAAAUCACCUACGUAUCCAUACUCUGUCCCCCAGUAGUGCACACGCAGAAGAAGAGAGCGAAGAAGUUCCAGAGGAAACGGGCCACGACGAGAGGGACUACGGUCUCGCCCAAGACCUCUCGGACGGGUUUGGUCGCUCACAUUUGAAUAAUAGUGGUUUGGGACAUAGUGUCCUACAAGGCCACGAGACAGACAACAACGGAAAAAAAGGCUCUCCUGAGCACGACAACGCUUGGGACAGACCAUUCAAGUGUGACCAGUGCGAUAGAACCUACCGGCACCACGGUAGCUUGGUGAACCACAAAAAGUGUCAUCAGCAGGGAACUUUUAAGUGCUCUGUGUGUUUUAAACAAUUUAGCAACCUGGCUGCCCUAAACAGCCACGAGAGAACUCAUUCGAAGUUCAAGACCCCUGGUGCCUCAAUGGUGAGCAGCAGCAGCAGCAGCCUCCACGACUCGCGUAGCAGUGGCACACAUUCGUCUCAGAGCAACGAUACUGCCUCGUGCUUCUGCCACCUGUGCCAGAUAGCGCUGCCAAAUAAGACUGAUUUUCAGGAGCAUAUACUGCUGCACAACGCAGCCUCGCCCUCCCUUGGUCUGACGCGCAGUUUCCCUGGAAUCAUGGCCCACAAUCUGAGUGCGAUUCGAUCUCCAGCAUACACCCCUGCGCUGGGUGACCCUCUGCCCCUGCCACCCCUGCCCACUGACAAACGAGGCCCAUAUGACCCCAUUAUGGGCCCUCCAGUCAACAAUCCCAUCUACACAUGCGCAUACUGUGGCGCAGGACAUCCAGAUCUGGACACCCUAAAAGUCCACUAUCUGACCCAUGACCCUAACCCUGCCUCUCAUGGCCAGGAAAGCUCCAUUCUCAACUCAGACGCGCUUAGCUCUGGAUCACAGGGCUCGGUAUCCUCUCCCUCUGGAGGCCGGGUGCCCCAGGCUAAUUCUCCAGAUAAUGGAGAGCGGCGCUUCAAGUGUGGAGAGUGCGGCAAAAGCUACCGGCAUGCAGGAAGCCUGGUCAACCACAAGCGCUGCCAUCAGACAGGCCAUUACCAGUGCACAAUCUGCUGUAAGCAGUACCCCCACCUGGCAGCGCUACACAGCCACCUACGAAGCCACAAGGGGCGUUCUGCCAACCAGUCUUUAAAUAAUGAUGGCAAUGACUGGCUGUCUCCAGAGCCACUAACCCUAGACUCCCAGCAGAGCUACGUCCAGGAAGGCAGCGGCGCCACGACUCCAAUUUCCCUGCCAGGGAAUCUUGGUGAUGCGGCCCACUUCGUACAAGAUGGUGGCCACGGCAGUGGGUUGGAAUCUCUUGAGUUCCACGAUCGCUUUGAUGGCAGUUCACUUUCCCAGAGCAACUCUGCUCACCGCCAGGCAGACAGACAUGUGUGCGCAGACUGCGGCGAGAUGUAUGGAGAUGUAUCUGGCAUCAAGUCGCACAUGUGUCCUCGUCGUGGCCAGCAGCCGCAACAGCAGCAAGGGAACAUGUCUAACGGUUUCAUGGGAAACAUGAAUUACCACAGCUCCACUGCAACUUCACUGCCUGCUGGAAGCUCCAGCAGCCUGAAAGAAGGCAGCAGCCAGCGACAAUAUUCCCAGAGCGGAGGCAAGAGAAUGGGAAGCAAUGACAAAGAUGACGACGAUGAUGGAGAAGUGUAUCAGUGUUCGGUGUGCGGCAAUCACUACGCCAGCCUCCGAGCCCUCAGGAGCCACCUGCGUAGCCAUGCGAAUAACCCAACAGGGCCCGGACCUUCCUCCCUGGAGCAAGAGUGGAGGAUGAUCUGCUCCACCUGUGGCCAGAGCUUCUCAAGGAAGCAAGACCUACUGAAUCACCAGUUAGUCCAUGGCCCCCAAAGGCCGGAUGGCCAGCAACAGGGUAUUGUAGGCAGCUCAGCUAAUGGCAAUGACAAGAUGGAUGGACGCAACCAUAUUUGUGUUGACUGUGGCAUGUUUUUUGCCGACCGCCACCACUUGAUCACACACUUGUGCCCUGGCAAGAAUAGGUCUAGCUCCCUGAGCAAGCAGGGUCUGAAUGGAGCCAAAGGGAUGUCUGGAGGAGAAGGUGUCGGUGGUGGGGUUGCCGGUGGAAGCCGUGAGGUUGGUGGCGAUGGACGUAGGCCUAUGUUGGACCAAAGUGACAAGCCCCAUAAGUGCGACCAAUGCGGACGAGGAUACAGACACCCCUGCUCACUCCUUAACCACAAGAAGUCACAUAAGACGGGGGUUUUCCGCUGCUUGGUGUGCCAGAAACGCUACUACAAUCUGCUGGCUCUGAAGAAUCACCAAAGGACCCACUUUGAUCUAAAGAGGCACAAGUGUGAAGAAUGUGGAAAAGCUUUCAAGAUCCAAAAGCAGCUGAUCAACCAUCUUCGUCUCCAUGAGGAGCACCGAGCCAAAGGUCUUGUUCGGACUGGCCCCAAUGGUUCUCGCUUCCAGCAGCCUGGACCGUCUCAAAUGCAGAAUAUGAGAGGAGAACCAUCAAAGGCCCAGCAGACUGGCGUGAAAUAUAGCCAGCAGGGGUUCAAGAAACCCUACUCUUCAGCUGGAACUUCAAGGCCCCAGAAGUUUGAUCCAUCUGAAACUGGACGUCGGCCUUUUGCAUGCGAAGAAUGUGGCAAGACAUACCGACACGCAGGCAGCCUGGCCAAUCACAAGAACCUUCACAAAAUUGGGGAGUACCACUGCAACGUUUGCAACUCCACAUACCCCAACAGGCUGGCAAUGAAAAACCAUCUUCGUCUCCACUUUGCCCAGAAGAAACACAACUGCCAAGAAUGCGGCAAGGGCUUCCGUACCCAGAGGCAGCUAGCCACCCACACUACAGCUGGCCUGUGCAAAGGACCACAGGGCCCCGGAGUCCAGAUGGAUUUUGAGUGCGAUGGCUGCUGCGAAGGCUUUGCCACGGCCGAUGAACUUGCAGCCCACGACUGCCCGGCCCAGCACCUGCCUUCAUCCUCCUCAAGCAACAACACCCCCAAUAUCAGCUUAGAGAGAAGUUCUGUGGACCUGGACUCUGACGAGAGACCCUAUGCUUGUGACCUCUGCAGCUGUGCCUACAAACAUGCAAGCUCCUUGUUGAACCACAAGCACACCCACAAGACAGGCAACUUUCGUUGCAACUUCUGCGACAAGCCCUACACCAACUACAUGGCCCUACGCAACCAUAUGCGCAUCCACACUCAGCGGAAGAAGCACAUCUGCCACACGUGUGGAACCUUCCGGCUUGCCAGGUUCCUCCGAAACCACCAGAAGGUCCACGAGGAGGGCGCUACCCCCUUUGGCUGCCCCACCUGUGGGAAGAGUUUCCAGGGGAGAUCCGGCCUAGCCAGGCACCGCUGCGGUGACAACCAGGUAGGCAUGGAAAUCAGGAGGAAGGCCGCUGCACCCCCGGGAGAGGGCGAGGAGUGUCGGUACACGUGUGAUCAGUGCGGACGCUCCUACCGCCACGCCAGCUCCCUCCUUAACCACAAGAACACCCACACUGUCGGCAUCUACCACUGCGCCGUGUGCCUCAAGACCUACUCCAACCUGCUUGCCCUGAAGAACCACCGUCGUAUCCACUCAGAGAUGCGGCGCCAUCGAUGCCACGACUGCGGAAAGGCCUUCCGCGUUUCCUCUCAGCUAUACAACCACCGACGAGUCCACCAGAAGCAGCGGGAGCUCACCUGCCGCUCCUGCCAAAGAUCCUUCCCCACGCAGGCCAGCUUCAGGCUCCACAUGGAGAUCACCCAUGGCCAAACGCCGCAGCCCCGCCAGCCCAGACCCCAGCAGCCUCGGCCGGGGGGCUCCCAGGAGCUGGGCUGGGGGUCAGGCCUUGACCUCACAUUGAUGCAAGAGCAAGGACUGCACCCUAGCAGCAUUGCCAAAGCCCGCAGCCGUGGUGGCCACAGUGAGGUCCUCAAACCCCACGCCUGCGAUCAGUGUGGUCGCUCUUACCGCCACGCCAGCUCCCUCCUCAACCACAAGAACAGCCACAAGACCGGGACCUACUUCUGCAACUCCUGCCAGAAGGAGUUCCCCAACCUGAUGUCCCUCAAGAACCACCGCCGGAUCCACACCGAGCCCAAACGCUACCAGUGUCCCGACUGCGGGAAGUCCUUCCGUGUCUCCACCCAACUCAUCUGCCACCGCCGCAUCCACACCAAGGAGAAGCCGUUCUCCUGCCAGCAGUGCGACAAGCGCUUCUCCUCCAAGUCCAACCUGAGGCACCACAUGAAGGUGCACUGGAACGGAUCCACGGCGCCCCCUCCCAUGGCCAUGGGUGCGGCCAACUUCCUGGAUCUGAGUCCGGUGGGUUCCUGCUCCCGGAGCUUCGCCUGCGAUCAGUGUGGUCGCUCUUACCGCCACGCCAGCUCCCUCCUCAACCACAAGAACAGCCACAAGACCGGGACCUACUUCUGCAACUCCUGCCAGAAGGAGUUCCCCAACCUGAUGUCCCUCAAAAACCACCGCCGGAUCCACACCGAGCCCAAACGCUACCAGUGUCCCGACUGCGGGAAGUCCUUCCGAGUAUCCACGGCGCUCGUCUGCCACCGCCGCAUUCACACCAAGGAGAAGCCGUUCUCCUGCCAGCAGUGCGACAAGUUCUUCUCAUCCCGGGCCAACCUGCGCCACCACAUGAAGGUGCACUGGAGGGGGCCGCAGCUGUCCCGUAGGGCUCCGUCAGCCUUCCUCAGCGUCCCCUCCAGACCGUACACUUAGACCUCCAAUACAUUGAGGGAAACCAAUUUAAAUCUUCUAAAUAUCGUGCUGCAGGAAUGAGUCCUUAAAAUACUACCAUGAGUUAGCAUUUUAGCACUAGCUAUUCCCUCGUCUGGAAGUCAAUAGUUUGUUGAAUUAGUUUUUUUUUUUUAGAGGCCUGAGAUAAGGUAUGUGGUGAACAGAUUUUCAUGUUUUGCUCUACCACAUAAAUCAAGACAGUAAGUACCCCACUGGUGAAUGUCUGAAGCUUCUACGUUUUUUGAAAACCGUGUUUGCUAACGCUAGCUAAAUAAGACUAGUAAACGUCAUCAGCCAAACCUAAGCUACUUUUAGCUUAGCGGUGCUGACUUGAAGUCAUGUUACCGUCAUUUAGUUUGUUUAUAGUCUAACGUUAGCUUUUCCUUCUGGAUAUUCCAAUAGAAAAUCACAACAGUUGUGUCAAUUUGUAAACAUAGUUCUGCUGAACUAAACCUGUAAAGUAUCAUAAAUGUUUGUUUACCACAGAGUUUAUUUUCUGCAGUAGCCUAAUCCAAUUGAAUAAUCACCAUUGGCUUUUUGGGGAGGGAACCAGGGAGAUGCUAACUUCAUCUCAGCGCCACUUUAUCACGAGAUCUACCGUAUAUGACUUAAAUAUUUCACCCAGAAACAAAAUACAUUUUGAGAAGCAACUGCAUUUCCCCAACACACAGCCAAUUACAGAUCUCUUUGCAGCAAGCAUAGUUAAAAGAAACCUGAAUCAACGGUGUUUACAAAUUCUGUUUUGGAAAAAUUGAAGCCCAGAGUUUGACCUCUAAAUUCCACCAACCCACUUUUAGACAAAUCGUUGCAGUGGUUAACCGCCAUCGUGGAGAGGAGGCUACAGAUGGAAUAACAGGAGUGUGAAUUAUUUUUGGAAGUUAUCCUUAAACAAUCAGCAGCUAAAUGCAAAACUCUUCAGAUGUAAAAACUGUGAUUACACGAGACAGAAACAAUGCUGCAUUCAGGAGCUUCAGAUGAAAGAUUCCAACCUCUGUGAUGUGUUCAGGUUCAAGACUCCUGUUAACUUGGUACAAACUUUGAAGUAGAAGUGGAGGAACCGCAACGUCACCAUGGACGAACACAAGCACAUUCAGUGCUUUUUUCAUACUGCAGACGAUAAAGAAACAUACGGAAGCUCCGAGAGGCAAGUGAACUAAAAAAUCUGGUGAUACAUUUUCUAUAUUUGACCUGAAUAGAUUUCUGUUAUGAGUUGAGAACAGCUGAAUGACAAAACUUUGUGUCGUUUUUUUGGGGGAUGUAUUUUUCACCUUUGUUUGAGUCCUUUAAAAAAAAACCUGGUACUUUGCAGUUGGAUACGCCAAAUUAAAUAAAUUCACAAAGCUCCUAAAGUUAUUGGGAGGGUAUUAAUCAUUAACAGCUUCAUCACUGAAAACAGGUUAAAAAAAAAGGAUUGAAAAUUAGGAUUUUUUGAGAGUGUGUUUGUUAUUGUAAAAGGCAAACGUGCACCAGAAUUUGCUUUAAAAUAUCACUCAAAAAAGCAUUUAUUUUUUCUUCCAGUAGAGUUAAAGAAUUACAAGAGUUUAAUUUUAAACAUAAUUUAUUUUCUUUUAUAAAUGUUUUGUUAUGUUAUAACCUCGAUGUUCCAGGUUGGAUGCCAGCCGUGGGGCAUGUUACACCCCUCAAUGUUUAUUUUCUCACUUUUUCUACACUGAGAACUGUCAAGUAAAGGCAAAUUUCUCCCAAAAAUGUAUCUUCGACCUGUUGAAGACGUGAAGCAGGGAGAAAUAUUGGGAUGCCUUCAGGUACAGCUUUUAAAAUGAACUGAUUAUUAGCAUACCGAAAAAAAGUUGUUCCACCUUUAGGGAUUUACUAUGGUUAGACUCCACUGCGGAGCGUUUGAGGGCCAUCAGAAUCGAGAGCAUUCGGUUCUUCGCCGAGAGUUUUAGUUUCACAAUGUGAUGUCUGAUUUUAACAUUAAUGCCACGUGGAGACAAAUCUGCCACAUAAGUUUAUUUAUUUUUUAGAAUCUUAACAUUAUAUUGAAUAGUUCUGACCUGGGGAAAAAAGUUAUAUAAAUACCUCUUCAUAUUUUUUAUUCAAUCUUAUAAAAUAUGGUAGAGUUUGAACGUCAAACAGAUGGAAGCAAACUCCUGUGUGAAUUAUUUUAUUAAAUACAUGUAAAUUCUAAUUGUGGAAAUAGAAAUUCUGAAUUAUGACUAAGUGUCUCAUAACAAUAAGUGUGUAAUCAUUUUGAGAGCCUUAAUCAUUGGACAAUAUCUAAGUUACAAACUCAUUAUUAUGAUAAACUCUUAUAAGCACAACAAGUUUAUCAUACUUUUGCGUUUGUGAUGCUACCAGUUUCUUGAAAUCAUUACAAAGUUGUUAUUAUAAAAAAUAACACCUACAAAUAAAGAUAAAACUGUCUUACAAUUGUUCCCUUUGCUUAAAAAGGAUUUAAAAAAACAUUUUGUAUUUGAAUUGAAUAUCCCAUUUUUGGAUUUUUGUGGAAAAAAAAUCACCAAUAACACUAUGUCUGAUUAAUAAUAAAGUCAUUUGAUUAAUUCAAAGGAAACCAAAUAAUAAAGAAAAUGUAAAAUCUCCUAUAGUAAGAAUAAAUACUUUCAAAUCCAAAAGAGUUUCUACAUUAGGGUUUCUCAUAGUUAUACAAAUCUUUAUUGUGAGAUACUAAAUCAAAAUAUCUAAACAUUUGAAAUAAUGUUUAUUAACAUGGGAGAAUUUACACCAUACAAUGAAAUACAACUUUUUGUUGGUGGAUUUUUCUUCCAUGUUUUAUCUGAAUGUGAGCUUGUUUGAUUUCUGUAAUGGACAAAGCGGAUGUCGGGAGCCAUUUGGUUUUUGUCUCUGCAGGAAAUCAGCAAGUCGCCUGUCGACCAGCAAAACUAAAAACACUCUUCUGUGUUUUCUAAUAACUCAUCAUUUAAUAUUUUAGAAAGUGGUGGUAGUCUGUUUUCUACUAUCACAUGGUUUCAAACUGCUUCUCUUUUCUUUUUACUUUUGUAAAAUCAUUUAUCUGUGCAUAGUCAAGGGUUACGUGUGUUUUAUUGAUUCAUCAGAAAUGCUCAAGAUGGUUUGUGGUACAUUCCGACAGCUAAAGCCAGAAGUCGUGCUUCCACUCAAAUAUCGAGGGAAUUUAAGCAGACUUAAAUUUCCCCUUAGGAACUUCGUUAUUAUGAGAUACAUAGUCGUAGUUAUGAAAUACUUACUAAACAAUUUGUUUUCUUAGAUUGGGGGUUUUUCUGUUUCAUGUUUCCUGUUUUAUUUUGAAAUGUGUUUUCUCUUUCUGUCUUGUCCUGUUUUACUUCCUGUGUUUUCCCACCUGAUUUUGUUCACCUGCUGCCCCUGUGUUUCACCCCCCCCUCCCCAGCUGUAUGUUGUCUCUGUGAAAAGUCUUGUGUGUAUUUAGGUCUGUAUUCCCUUCCUUGUGAGACUGUCGUCUGUGUUCCUUCCUGUUUCCCCAAGUUCCUGUCUUUGUUUCUGCUCCGGUUCCUCGUGCCCUCUGGUUUGUACUUGUUUAGUUUUUUUAUUUUUGUUGUUGUUUUGUUUUACCUGGUCUUGACCCCCUCCUUUGUAUCAACUUUUUAAGUUAAGCUCAUCUUUUGUUUGAACUUUAUAUCAACUUCCUGUCUUUUACUUCGUUUGGGUCCUAUCUGCUAGUAAAUCCCUGACAGUAAUAAAACAGGAAACACAAACACCCACAAUCAUGACGUAUUUUUACUCUGUGAAUUUGAAACCUCUUAAAUGGCGCAAAAAAAGUACCGUGAAUAAGGCAUGUUGCUCCACGUGUUGUAACGUAUCCUCCUGGAAAGACUCCUAUGAUUCAUUUUAUUUUCAGAAAAAAAUGUUUUUCAUGUGUUUUCUUAGAUGUACAUUAGCAACACGUCUUAGUAUCCGCUCGUUCCAUAAAUACUGUCCUUUCAAAAUAAACUUCCGACUUCUAUGUUGCAUAUUUGAGGAA
Molecule: messenger RNA, 9277 nt
Organism: Eleginops maclovinus (Patagonian blennie)
Lineage: Eukaryota; Metazoa; Chordata; Actinopteri; Perciformes; Eleginopidae
Product: zinc finger protein 646
Biological process (GO): regulation of transcription by RNA polymerase II
Cellular component (GO): nucleus
Molecular function (GO): RNA polymerase II cis-regulatory region sequence-specific DNA binding; DNA-binding transcription activator activity, RNA polymerase II-specific
Source: RefSeq, a predicted model, not a curated record